AAAGCCUUGCCUUGAAACUUGGUAUAGAAUAUUACGUCUUAUCUAGUUGAAUUAUGUUCAGGUUGACAAUUCUAUGAAAAUAUUUGAUUCUUAAUAAACAUUACAUGCUAAUCAUUAGCUUAAGUUGUCAGAAAUAAACUUAGCUCAAUUUGUUUUUUUUUCCUACCCAACAUAAAACCUGAAGAUUUAUGUACAAGUCCAUGUAUGUCUUAUGAUUCAUGUAUGAGUUUAUGUUAGUUGAGUUAUGUUAAUGUUAGUAAGUUUGUGUUAUCGGCCUUACGUUGCCAAAUCCUAACCAAUUAGAUAACCUUUGUUUAAAAAUUGUUGGAAGAUAAGAAGGGUAAGGGGCUUGUUAAAUUAAUAUUUGUGCAAUUGAAUCUAAAAUUGUCACCACACGAUUUAUAAUAUAAUAUUUAAAAUGAAGAAUCAAUAUAGCUUCUUUCUAUGCAUUGGAGAUUGGGGCUUCAUUAUCUUGAAUUUUUAUUCCUGUUUCCCGUGUAGCUUCCUUUUUGUUCUAUUCUGUCAGGGUAAAUAAAAGGUUCAUUUUGAUCUUAUAUUAUUCUUGUAGCGUGAGAAUCAAAUUAACUUUGAGAUAGCUUUCAUAUGAAUAUGAUUUCUCAACUUUUUCCGCCAUGCCAAAUUGUCAAUCCUUAUAAUUCUGUAUAUUAUAAGGUUUUACAACCCAUCUCUAUCCUGGAAUUUUGUGUGGACUUAUCACCUAUAAUUAGGAGGGGAAUCAUAUGUUAUUCUGAAUUUUUAUUCAAUAACAGAAAUCUACAUUAUCUUUUUUUAAAGAAACAUUCUUUUGAAAAAGUGUUUCAAUUGUUAAAGAAAGAAACUUUGUACGAAUAUGGACAAACAAAUAUUAUUUUAAUAAAUAAAAAAAAAAUUAAUGAGAUGUAUGAAAUUAGUAACUAUUGGUUGCUGAUGAAAUUUGUUGCUCAAUUUUCAAACAUAUCUUAGAUAACUUCGGCCCUUACUAGUAAUAUCACAUAAAUUAGGGCGUGCGUGUGGUUUUACUACUAUUAAUAAGAUAACUCGUGAUGCUGCUUCUAAGAGGUGCAUCAAUUAUUAUUAUUAUUUUAAAAAUAUGGAAUAGGACAUUAUUCAAUUUUCAUCCUUAUCAUAAUUCUACUAUGGGAACUUUACUUACAUACAAAGAGACUUAACAUAGUACUUUAUCCCUUUGCAACUUAUACUAAAUCCUCACGCAAUUAUUUCAAAAUAAAUUUAUCAGUUGAAUCUCUUCUAAACGUAUCUAUUUUGCAGGCCAUUUCAAUGAAAUAUUAAUAUUAUAUAUGUAUGUAUAUAUAACCUAGCUUAUAAUUUAGUCAUUCCAAAUGAGAUUGGUGAUAUAUAGAAGGGAAGAAAUUAAAAUAAGGGAUAAAAGGAAUUUGGCGUUCCACGUAUUAUUAGCCAUAUUAUUAUAAUGGUGAAAAGAGCAAGAAUUCAACUCACAUCAAGUUUUUGUCACCUCUUGGUUGGAGGUGAAAUGACCUAGGAUAGGAUUUGAGUUGUUUUUAAUUUAAAAUUUUGUCACCCUAAGAUUAAGAAGUCAAUUCUUUAUUUGAACUCGAUGGAUCAAUUUAUGAGGAAGUCAUCCUUAUUAGAUAUUCUAUUUGUUGUCUCUUUAUCGAAAGAUAAAAGAAAUUCGUGACUAUAUUCUUUGGCGUUGUAAGAUAGGGAGAUCCAUUUGAAAUUUUUUCUUCCAAACUUUUAGUUUAUCCACCUCGUGAGAUUCUGUGAGGGAGCAAAAUGGUGAGUGUGUUUAGAUAGUGGAAACUAGAGAGGUUGCCAGUAAUCUUUGGUCCUUUGUUCAUUUAAAAGUUGCUUAUUUCAAUGAAGUUAUAUAAUUAUUCUAUAGACACUAUAUUACUUAAACAUUCAAGCUCAUUUUUGUACACUUUUGCGUUUGUAUUCUUUCCUUUCUUGUCUCAAAUGAAAGUUGUUUUCACACACAUAUACUUUAAAUCUUAAAUUUUCAUAACAAGUUAAACAUCUACUAAGACAAACACAUAAGGGUUAUUAGAAGUCACAUUCAUACAAGUUGUUAAGUUUUUGCCCCUCCAUUUAGACAACAAGAGAGUAACAUCAAAUAAAAAGUUAAAACUAAAAGUUAAAAAAGCUUUGUAUUUAUGUGUUCAACAUUUUAUGCAGUCAAUUUCCCCAUUCACCCUAUAAAACCACACUCCAUUUUGUUGCUCUCACUUCAAAACCAACUAAAACAAAGCUCAUUCCAUUGCCACCCUUAAUCUUCCACCGGAAAAAAAAAAUGGAGUUCCGCCUCCGAGCUCUCCUCUGCUUCAUGGUCAUUUUAACACUAAUGGCGAAAUCCAAUGGUGGAAAGAUAGCGAUUUAUUGGGGUCAAAAUGGAAAUGAGGGCACUUUGGCAGACACUUGUGCCACCGGAAACUACCAAAUUGUAAUCCUAGCUUUUCUAGCCGUCUUCGGCAACGGCCAAACGCCGCAGAUCAAUCUCGCCGGCCACUGCGACCCCUUUAGCAACGGAUGCAUUCACGUGAGCUCUGACAUAAAGUCGUGUCAAGCCAAAGGCAUCAAGGUGAUACUUUCUAUUGGAGGGGGCGUAGGAAGCUACUUUCUUUCAUCGGAUGACGAUGCUAGAAAAGUGGCACUCUACCUUUGGAAUAACUAUUUAGGUGGCAAUUCAGGAUCUCGUCCACUUGGCAAUGCUGUGCUCGACGGUGUUGAUUUUGACAUUGAAGGUGGGACAAAUCAACAUUGGGAUGUGCUAGCUAGGUCUCUGUUGAAGUUUGGAGCUCAAAGUGGCAGGAAAGUGUUCAUUACAGCAGCACCGCAGUGCCCUUUCCCAGACGCUUGGAUCGGGAACGCAUUGAUGACAGGCCUUUUCGACUACGUUUGGGUUCAAUUCUACAACAAUGCACCGUGCCAAUUUUCAGGAGAUGGUAGCAAUCUUUUUGACGCUUGGCAGCAAUGGACUUCCACAAUUCCUCAUGCUAAAAUCUUCUUGGGCCUCCCUGCCUCUCCUUCUGCUGCCGGUAGUGGGUUCAUUCCCGCCGAUGUUUUGAAAUCGCAAGUACUCCCAAACAUCAAACAUUCAUCAAAGUAUGGUGGCGUUAUGCUGUGGUCAAAGUUUUAUGACGAUCAAACUGGCUAUAGCUCUUCCAUUAAACACAAUGUUUGAUAAUUAUAACAUCUUCUUACAUUAUGCAUGUGUGAGUGUGUGUAAUCAACAAUAAAGUGUUUCUUUAGUUUUAA
Cucumis melo (muskmelon) is the source of this 3237-nucleotide messenger RNA. RefSeq names its product acidic endochitinase-like. Gene Ontology annotation, biological process: carbohydrate metabolic process. Gene Ontology annotation, cellular component: extracellular region. The record is from RefSeq and is a predicted model, not a curated record. Bases 2273 to 3163 code for a protein of 296 amino acids. The transcript is spliced from 2 exons. Gene Ontology annotation, molecular function: chitinase activity. Lineage: Eukaryota; Viridiplantae; Streptophyta; Magnoliopsida; Cucurbitales; Cucurbitaceae.